This is a messenger RNA of Hippopotamus amphibius kiboko, 1985 nucleotides long. RefSeq names its product translocase of inner mitochondrial membrane 44 (gene TIMM44). The record is from RefSeq and is a predicted model, not a curated record. Lineage: Eukaryota; Metazoa; Chordata; Mammalia; Artiodactyla; Hippopotamidae. Gene Ontology annotation, biological process: protein import into mitochondrial matrix. Gene Ontology annotation, cellular component: mitochondrial inner membrane. The coding region runs from base 57 to 1646 and encodes 529 amino acids. The transcript is spliced from 14 exons. Gene Ontology annotation, molecular function: protein-folding chaperone binding.
CAGGCUGAUGACGCCAUCGGGUCGCGCCACGAGAAGGUCACACGGGAUCUUCCAGCAUGGCGGCGGCGGCGCUGCGGGGAGGCUGGUGCCGCUGCCCGCGGAGAUGCCUCAGCAGCGCGGUUCAUGUCCUGUCCAGCCACAACCUAGUGCCACUGCCCCAUGGCACCUAUCAGAUGCCCCAGCCGAGUGGCAAGCUGACCCUGUGCAAAUCCUAUUCUUCUGGAAACAGGAAAGGCUUUCUCUCCGGCUUGCUAGAUAAUAUCAAACAAGAAUUAGCCAAAAACAAAGAAAUGAAAGAAAGUAUAAAAAAGUUCCGAGACGAGGCCAGGAAGCUGGAAGAGUCAGAUGCGCUCCAGGAAGCCAGAAGGAAAUACAGAACCAUUGAAUCGGAAACCAUGAGGACGAGCGAGGUGAUCAGGAAGAAGCUGGGGGAGAUCUCGGGCACCGUGAAGGAGAGUCUUGACGAAGUCAGUAAAAGUGACCUUGGCCGGAAAAUCAAGGAGGGUGUGGAAGAAGCAGCCAAGACCGCCAAGCAGUCGGCUGAGUCGGUGUCCAAAGGUGGGGAGAAGCUUGGCAGGACCGCCGCCUUCAAAGCCCUCUCCCAGGGAGUGGAGUCUGUCAAGAAGGAGAUCGACGAGAGUGUCCUGGGGCAGACCGGGCCCUACCGGCGGCCCGAGCGACUCAGGAAGAGGAAAGAGUUCGCUGGAGAGAAAUUCAAGGAGGAGAAAGUGUUUGAGGCCAACGAGGAGGCCCUGGGGGUCGUGCUGCACAAGGACUCCAAGUGGUAUCAGCAGUGGAAGGACUUCAGGGACAACAACGUGGUGUUUAACCGGUUCUUCGAGAUGAAGAUGAAGUACGACGAAAGCGACAACGCCUUCAUCCGGGCGUCCCGCGUGCUGACAGACAAGGUCACAGACUUGCUGGGGGGCCUGUUCUCGAAGACGGAGAUGUCGGAGGUGCUCACGGAGAUCCUGCGGGUGGACCCCGCCUUCGACAAAGACCGCUUCCUGCAGCAGUGUGAGAACGACAUCAUCCCCAACGUGCUGGAGGCCAUGAUUUCUGGAGAGCUCGACAUUCUCAAAGACUGGUGCUAUGAAGCUGAUCCUCAAACACAGACCCAAACAGACAUUGAUAGAUUCCCGCCCCGGGGAAGAGCUGCACGUCCUGAUGAGGCCCGGCUGCUCCCUGGAGUCGGGGCUCUGGGUCCCGGGCCACGGGCAGCGCUGGGCUGCGUGGCGGCAGACCUACAGCCAGCUAGCUCACCCGAUCCAGCAGGCCAAGGCGCUGGGCCUCCAGUUCCACUCCCGCAUCCUGGACAUCGACAACAUCGACCUGGCCAUGGGCAAGAUGAUGGAGCAGGGCCCUGUGCUGAUCAUCACCUUCCAGGCCCAGAUGGUGAUGGUGAUCAAGAACCCCAAAGGCGAGGUGGUGGAGGGCGACCCGGACAAGGUACUGCGAAUGCUGUACGUGUGGGCGCUCUGCCGAGACCAGGACGAGCUCAACCCCUAUGUGGCCUGGCGGCUCUUGGACAUCUCCGCCUCCAGCACAGAGCAGGUCCUCUGAGCGCGGCGGCCACUGCUGGGGCCUCCGGGGCUGGAUCAUCACUGCAGACACGCAGGGGACUGGCGUCCACCUGCAGCAACUAGACCUCUGGGGACAGGACUGUCAGCUCUGCCCUGGCUCUGCCAAGACAUCUGCAAAGCUAGCGGGGUGGGGCAGGGCAGGGAGGGGGCUGCACCACCCCUCUGCCCCAGGGAGGCUGCUGGCCGGAGAGCCACAGGCACACAGGCCAGACAGUGCCCAGAGGCCCCCAGCCCAGGGACGCCCUCCCAGGACAGGGUGGUGGCACCUGGGCCCACUGGCCACAUCAGCCAAGCCGUUUUAGCUCCUUGUUUUUUUUUUUAAAAAAAAAACACAGCGCCCUUAUGAUCCUGUACCUACGCAGAGAUUUGGAAAUAAUAAAACACCAAAGUGAAGGAGAGCAA